Trichomonas vaginalis G3 is the source of this 2616-nucleotide messenger RNA. RefSeq names its product Fanconi anemia group M (FancM) family member family. The transcript has a single exon. Bases 1 to 2616 code for a protein of 871 amino acids. Gene Ontology annotation, biological process: interstrand cross-link repair; double-strand break repair via synthesis-dependent strand annealing; replication fork reversal. The record is from RefSeq and is a predicted model, not a curated record. Gene Ontology annotation, molecular function: 3'-5' DNA helicase activity; four-way junction DNA binding; ATP binding. Lineage: Eukaryota; Parabasalia; Trichomonadida; Trichomonadidae.
AUGCAGAAAAAAUCUUCCCUCGGGAUUACUAGCUUUCUCGAGGGAACGGAUGAAACAGCAUCUGCAUUGAAUUUUCCGCCAACAGAAAUUCUUCGAAAGCCAGAUGAUAAAUAUGUUGAAGCAGACAAAGACAAGUUAAUGACAUUUUUAUAUCCAUGCGACGUACCUCGGCGUAAUUAUCAGUAUGACAUAUCCCAAGCUUGUUUUAAAGAAAAUACACUCGUAUGUUUACCAACAGGUACAGGAAAAACAUUCAUAGCUUCAGUUGUCAUGAUGAAUUUUUACAGGUGGUAUCCUUCGAGUCUAAUCAUCUUCUGCGCGACUACACGUGCCUUGGUCGAGCAACAAAUUUCGGCAUGCAAUAGUUUUACGACAAUUCCUGAGGAUGAUACUGUAGUUUUAGUCGGAACUUCAAGUACAACACUUCGAAAAAUCGUUUGGGAUGAUUAUAGAGUCGUUUACGCAACACCUCAAACGGUUCAAAACGAAAUUAAAAAAGGAAAGCUCGAUCCAUGCAAAAUUUCCCUGAUAAUCUUCGAUGAAGCCCAUCAUGCGCAUGGUAAACAAUCGUAUGGCAUGAUUACGCGCAUGGUUGCCGAAAGAAGUUCUCAAUUUCGUGUUAUUGGCCUUUCUGCGACACCAGGAAGCAACAUUCAGCAAAUACAAGAUAUUAUUUACAACUUAAUGAUAUCUCAAAUCAUAUAUAAAGACGAUACAGACCCAGAUAUCGCUCAAUACCAACAUCAAACAGAUAUUGAGUACAUUACUGUUCAUGCUGGGGAUGAUGACGAAGCAGUUCGUCAUAAUCUUGAUGAAUGCAUACAGUUCAUUGCUUCUCCUCUUCAAAACAGCAAUGUUCUCUCAAUUAUGAAUUUAGAUUAUCUUACAAGAGGCAGUGUUUUCCUUUCCAUGAACAAAUACAAAGAAACAAGCCAAGGAGCACCCAACUUCAGCAAGAACAUGAGCUAUUUGACCAUUUUGUUAUCAUUAACCGCGAUGAAAGAAAAAUUAUUGAAGUACGGACCGAAUUUUCUUGACAAAGCCAUAAAAGAUUUCGAAAAUAAGCGCAACUCUAACGAAAGGAGGCAGCUAAUGGCAACUCCUGCAUACAUUGCGCUUGCGAAAUCUACAAAUCUUGCAAAAAGUUCAUCCCAUCCUAAACUUGCCAAGUUACAUUCGAUUCUCAGUGAUUUCUUUUCCACUAAGAAAGAUUCCCGAUGCAUUGUCUUCGCUUCUUUAAGAGAAGUCGCUGCCGACAUCGAAAAAAAUAUCAAAAACGUGCCAAAUGUAAACUGUCACGUUUUUACUGGAAAAGCUGCCACGGACGAUACAGAAGGAAUGACCGAUCACAUGCAGCAGACGAUUGUUGAUCUAUUUCGGAAGGGAACAUUCAAUGUUAUCAUUGCAACAUGUGUAGCUGAAGAAGGUUUAGAUAUUGGCGAAGUAGAUUUAAUUGUUUGUUACGAUGUUCAAGCAUCAGCAUUGCGAACUUUCCAAAGGAUUGGCAGAACAGGUCGUAAACGUGCUGGUCGUGUUGUUUUCCUUAUAUCAGAAGGUGUAGAAGAAAGAGCUCUUAAAAAAGCAUUGAACACAAAAACACAAGUUAAAGAUUUAUUGACAAAAUCAAUUUCAAGAUUUGUUUUGUACAAACCAUUAGUUCCUAACCUUCCUCUUCCAAAGGAAAUGCAAGCAAUCAAACUGAUGUGUGCAAAAGAAAAAGGAAUUGCGAAAUAUUUCGCUCCAAACCAGCAAAGGAAAAGUCAUAAACCAAUUCUAGGAUCAACAGAAGCUCUUGAGUUUAAGACUGUUUUCAACAAGUCUUUUAAAUUCAGGAAACCGAAAUUUGAUAUAAAAAUGGCUUCUUUCGGUAUCAGAUCGAAAUGUAAAACAUUUUCACAUUCCAGUGAAACAAUUAUCCUCAAUACUUUCGCAUAUAACUUUAGCGAAUCUCAACCUGAAUCUCUUGAUCAAAAAGUUGAAAAUUUAUUUGGACAAAAAUCAGAUUCAGAAAAUGAUUCCGACAUUGCUGAAAAAUCUGUUUUUUCUGUUCAAACAAUUGCGAAAAGCUCCGAGACAAGUGAUUCUGAGUCGAAUUCCACAUCAGAACUCGAAGAUGACAACAGUCAGAGCUUUUCAAAGUUUGGAAUAAGCAACAGUGUUCCUUUAGUCCAUCAACAAACAUUUUCUGACUUUUCUUCGCAGAAUUCUACAGCUACUUCGAAUAACAAUACAUCUACAUUGUAUGCUGAUAGUAGCAAUCCUUACACAUUUCGGAAUUCUGGUUUCGGAGAUUCAGAACCACAAGACAACAAAUUUUUGUCGAGUGACGAUGAUGAACAACAAAAUUCGGAAAUUCAGCAACAAAGUUUCUUGUCGGACAGCUCUGAAGAAAUCAACAUUGACCAGAAAUACUUGUCAGAUGAUGAUGACGAUGAAGAUAUAGAGUCAAUCAUUAAAGAAGCAGAAAAAGAAUAUAACGCUCAGACACAAAAUAUGAAGCAAGAAAUUCCUUCAUUGAUUGAUUCAAACUCAGAUUCAGAUUCAUCAGAUGUUGUUAUCGUUGGUGAAAAACAUCAUGGUGAGGAAACUACUUAUUUAUCAUCGUCCAAUGAUUAA